Ogataea parapolymorpha DL-1 is the source of this 3279-nucleotide messenger RNA. Its product is annotated as Structural maintenance of chromosomes protein 5. Lineage: Eukaryota; Fungi; Ascomycota; Pichiomycetes; Pichiales; Pichiaceae. Gene Ontology annotation, cellular component: Smc5-Smc6 complex. Bases 1 to 3279 code for a protein of 1092 amino acids. Gene Ontology annotation, molecular function: ATP hydrolysis activity; ATP binding. The record is from RefSeq and is a predicted model, not a curated record. Gene Ontology annotation, biological process: double-strand break repair via homologous recombination. The transcript has a single exon.
AUGGGCACUCGUCUAGCAUCGCAGAAUGGCUUUGAUCUGAACUCCUUCACCAAGAAGUUGAAGCUACCCUAUAAACCUGAUUUGGAACAGUAUGAUACCGGUGCUAUACUGCGGGUGAAGCUCCGCAACUUCAUGUCGUACUCGCUCACAGAGUUUCACUUUGGCCCCAAAAUGAACCUGAUUAUAGGACCUAAUGGAACUGGAAAGUCCACUUUCGUCUGUGCUAUAUGUAUUGGACUUGCAGGAAAGCUUGAAUAUUUAGGUAAGAGUUCUAUGAAUGUGGAUCAUUUCAUCAAAUCGGGACAAAAAGAGGCCAGUAUUGAGCUAGAACUUAAGGCUGCUGAGAAGUUUGAAACAGUCAUAGUUGAAAGAGAGUUUGUGAGAAAAGGAAAAACAAGCUGGUACAUUAACAAGAAGCUUUCAAACGAGCUUCAAAUCAAAAAAUUGCUGAAGGACUUCAAUAUCCAACUCGAUAAUCUGUGUCAAUUUCUGCCUCAAGAUAGAGUGGCAAGAUUUGCAUCACUCAAACCCGAAGAGCUACUCAAGGAGCUUGAAAGACUGUACGAAAAUGGCGAGCUUCUGGAACAGCAUAACAAGUUAAUUGAGCUUUACUCUUUACGUCAAGAAAAAAUAAAAGCUCUGGCCGACAUAGAAUUUCAGCUUACGUCCUUGCGAGAAAAGCGUGUAUCAUUGGAGGAACGUGCACAGCAAUACCAAGAGUAUCAGCUAUUGGAGAAGGAGCUUCAAAGACAUGAAACAUUACGCCCUUAUGUUGAGCUGAGUACCAAAAAACGUGCUCGUGAAGAGUUGAAGAAGGAGGCAGAAGAAAUGAGCCAGAGAAUCAAAGAAUUUGACAAAAGAAUCCUCCCAAUGAAGGAGAAAUUACAACAGUUUCACCGAAAUUUGGGCAGCACUGAGACGCGGAUAAACGAAUACACUUCCUUAAAAGAGAAAUAUACCAAAGAGCUUGAACAGAGUUUGGGAGCUAUCAAAGAAGUUAACUCCGAUAUACAAAAAUUGAAUGAUCAGAGACUCUCGUUGGCAACGGAUCUUGAAACACACCGCAAGAAAUGGCAGCAAUUAUCGGAAGAGCUUGAUACUAUGACGCAGAAAUUGGAUUCGCUCGAGAUUCUCAGUAAGGAAGAAAUACAGGAGCUUAGAGAUCGCAGAGCAUCCAUUCAAGAUAAACUUUUGGAAGAACAGGAACCAAUCGAUGGUCUGGAGACAGAGAAAAGAGCAUUGAUGAGAAUAAAUGAACAGCUUGAGAACCGUAUCAAGACGAGUGAGAGCAGUCUAAAGUCCAAGGACCGACUACUUGUUUUAGACUCACACAGAUUUGGAAACAUCAUCAAGGCCGUUAAGCUCUUGAGAGAAAACAGAAAGAAAAUGAAGCUGGAAUAUUUUGAGCCCCCGAUUAUCUCGUUGACUGUCACCGAUGCGAAGUACGGGCCUGCUUUGGAACGGUGUAUUCGCUUCCAAAAUCAAUGUGCCUUCACUGUGCGCAACAAUGAGGACUAUAAGAAGCUGGCACGCUUUCUAUACAACGAAAAUCCUGACAUCGGACGCAAUAUUGGUAUCCGUACCUUGAGCGAGAACUUCAGUUUUCAGCCACGCAUCCACAGGGAAGAGAUCAAGAAAUAUAACUUUGAUGGAUACUUGGUGGACUUUGUUGAAGGCCCACGGGAGGUGAUUCAAAUGGUAUGCGAGAAUGACAGAAUUCAUAAUAUCCCCGUUUCUCAUCGCGAUAUCGAUGCGUCCAUCAAAGAUGCUCUCUCCUAUAAAAUACGAAACGAGAACUUUCCUAUGAGCGAGUUCAUUGCUGGUGAAGCCUACUAUUCGUUCAAUAAGUCAAGCUAUGGGUCUAAGCAGGUCACUGCAAACAUCAGGGGCUUCUCCUCAAGCCGAGUCUCCAUUUUCUCAGGUGGUUUACCAGAUGAUAAACGAUUGGAAAUACAACAUGAAAUUCACGAAUGCAGGCACAAAAUAUCAACGAACAAUCAAACAUUGGGAAAUAUUGUACAAAAGAUCAAGGAAAAACAGGGAAUGCUUAAAGAUUUGGUGAAGGAACGAGACGAUUUGACGGCAAAAAUUAGUCGCCAGACUAGAGCAGAAAAGGAUAGAGAAAAAUACGUCACUCACAUUGAAACAUUCAAGGAUAGAAUGAGGGUCGAGAGGAAGGCAAUCAAUAAAAUAAAGCACAAGGAAACGGACGGAACUGCUUCAAAGCUGGUUACCAAAAUAGGCAAAUUGGAAGAGAGGAAGAUUGAAAUAUAUGAGCUGAUUGAGCCAACGAUAUCAAAGAUAUGCGAAUUGGACGAAAAACUCCUAGAUGCUCAGAUAUUUGCGAUCCAGGAAAACAACAAAUUCAGCACCAUCGAGUCACUGAAUGAAUCGAUUUUGACAACACGUGAAGAAAUGUUAGAGAAGAGAAAUGAGCUCAGAAGCGCAUAUGUCAAAGCCAAGGAAGAAUAUACUCAAGCUCUGAAAGACUACAAAGCCUUGCUCGAGACCUUUUCUGAUGAGGAUCGUUUAGAGCUAGAAAAACUGGUUGCAGGGCUUCAAGAAAGCGAUGCUUUGACGGAGGAAGGUCUCAACGCUGAGAUCAGUAGGAUCAAAUCACAGAUGCGUUUACGCCGAAACGGUGCGGGAGCAGACUCUUUAAAACGCCUGGAAGAGGUGGAAAAGGAAAUUCAGCAAUACGAGCAGAAAUUGCCUGAAUUAGAUGUUGAUGUUGGUAUUCUUGAUCGACAAAUACAAGAUCUUGUCUCGGUCUGGAGACCAAAACUCGACUCAGUGAUUCGAACUAUAGCAAAAGACUUUAGUGAGAAUAUGAAGGCCGUGGCCAGUGCCGGCGACGUGCAGCUUGAUAGUGAGUCAGAGAACUUUUCGGAGUGGAAACUGAAAAUCCUUGUUAGCUUCCGUGAUAGCCAUGCGUUAAUGCAAUUGAAUGCGGCACAACAAUCUGGAGGAGAGAAGUCUGCCACAACGGCUGUAUUCCUGAACUCUUUACAGGGCCUCACGAAUACGCCAUUUCGUGUUGUUGACGAAAUCAAUCAAGGUAUGGAUUCGAAAAAUGAGAGGCUUAUCCACGAGUUGAUUGUUCGCAAAUCGUGCUCCGCACGUGGCUCACAAUACUUUUUGAUCACUCCUAAACUCCUUACGAAUCUAUACUAUGGAACAGGAAUGCGCGUACACUGCAUUCUUGCUGGAAGAUGGUGUCCUGACUAUGAGGAUAAGGUGGAAUUUUUGGAGAUGGGGGUGACGGAUAAAUAUUUUUGA